AUGGUUUCAUGUACUCUGUGCAAGCCACCAAUGGUCACCCCGGCACACCAGUUGAUGGCAACUGCCGCGGUUCUGGGUAUCAUUUACGCUGUGGCCCACAUCGUUACAUUCGCGGUGACGACCGCGGGGCCCGGGUGGGACAGCACGUCGCUGCCCCUCGACCUCACGGGGUGGAUUGCGGGCACCUGCUUUGCCGUCCUGUGCUGGAAAUCAUCCAACCUGAGCAGCGCGAGCAACAAGAAGCACAACCGGUGGAUCUCUGUGUGGGCCGUCAUCACCUUUGGGGUUCGAAUUUUGGACACGCUCAUGCUUUUCGGUGUGGUGAAGCUGUCUGCGGUGUAUAGGACGCCUGAAGGUGCCGUCUUGUGGACGAAUGUCGUGAGUGACGUCAUCUUUGGGAACUUGUUCGUGUGGUGCGCAUUGGCCGCCUCCAUUAUGAUUCUCGCGCGCCCGGAAGAUCUCGGCGUCGAAGAGCCAAUCGUGGUGGAGGGUUCCGACAUGAUCGUUAACAGCCACGCAUAG
Symbiodinium sp. CCMP2592 is the source of this 522-nucleotide messenger RNA. The record is from the annotation of a GenBank genome assembly. NCBI's taxonomy places the organism in Eukaryota, Dinophyceae, Suessiales, Symbiodiniaceae.